AUCCGGCGGGUUGAGGUGGCGACUGGCGCGGUGACGACGAUCGCGGGCAGCGGCGAGGAUGGCGACGCGGAUGGCGUGGGCGACACGGCGGAGUUCAACAACCCAAGUGGCCUCGCCAUCAGCCCAGACGGCGACGCGCUGUUUGUGGCGGACAACGGCAACCGCAAGAUCCGGCGGGUUGAGGUGGCGACAGGCGAGGUGACGACGGUCGCGGGCAGUGGCACGGAGGGCAGCGCUGACGGCAUGGGCGACGCGGCGGAGUUCGACGGCCCAGAUGAAGUCGCCCUCAGCCCAGACGGCAGCACGCUGUUGGUCAAUUGCAACGGUGGCCUCCGCCAGGUCUGCGUGGCUGCGCCUCCUCCGCCUCCCUCCUUUGCCCCGAUAGUCGUUCCGCCUUCGACCCUUGCAGCCGACUUCGCAAAGACGCGGGGCGACGCCUCCCUGCCAGAGGGGAAAGUCGCCUUCCUGGUCGGCGACGACGAGGAGCGCAUCGACGACGUCAGCAAGUGCGUCAUCUGCGCCCGGUCCCCGGUCUUUCGGACCAUGUUUGGCAUCGGGAUGAAGGAGCGCGACGCCGCCGAGGUCACGGUGUCCCACACCGACCUCGCCAGCUUCACCGCCCUCGUCGACUACCUCCUCUCCGACAAGUUCGACCUCGGCGAGGAGGGCGGCAGGGCGCAGCGCGCGCUCGACCUGCGGGAGCUGGCGCAGAUGUACCAAGUGCCGCGCCUCGAGCUGCUCUGCGCGCAGGCGCUGCAGGAGGUCGUCGCGCCGGCGACCGCCGUGCCGCUGCUCGAGGCGGCGCACACGACGGGCGACGGGCGGCUCCUCGCGCAGUGCCGCCGCUACGUGGCCGACCACGCCGCCGAGGUGCGGGCGAGCGGCGGCGUGGAGCAGCUGCGCGACUUUGGCGUGGCGGAGCUGAAGGGGACGGUGGCGGCGCGCGACGCGGAGCUCGAGAAGGUCCGGGCGGAGGUGGCCGAGCGGGCAUGA
Messenger RNA from Emiliania huxleyi CCMP1516, 993 nucleotides. RefSeq lists its product as hypothetical. The record is from RefSeq and is a predicted model, not a curated record. The annotation marks the transcript as partial. Lineage: Eukaryota; Haptophyta; Isochrysidales; Noelaerhabdaceae. The transcript is spliced from 2 exons. Gene Ontology annotation, molecular function: protein binding.